AUUGUGAAUACGGAUCCAGCUCAGCUCCACUGCCUGCCUUGCCCCGAAGCGCCCGAUUCUAGGGACUCUUCUCCAGUGCCUGAGAUUGAUGGGCCUGAAGAAAAUUAUGCAUCCUUGCAAAUGUCAUCUGCUGAGACCCCCCACACGGAGACCAUCUCUCCUCUUCCUUCCUCCAUGGAUCUACUUGUUCAGGACAGCCCCGAUUCUUCCACCAGUCCCAGAGUAAAAGUGCUACCCACUUCUGCAGAGGAGAUCACCGCGAAGAAGGACGAUCCAGCUCAGGGCAAGAAACAGAAGAUCAGAACCGUCUUCUCUCAGACCCAGCUAUAUGUACUCAAUGAUAGAUUUCAGAGACAGAAAUACCUCGGCCUCCAGCAGAUGCAAGAACUUUCCAACAUUCUGAACCUUAGCUAUAAGCAGGUUAAGACCUCGUUCCAGAACCAGAGAAUGAAAUGUAAGAGGUGGCAAAAAAACAACUGGCCAAAGAAUAACAACACUGUGACUCAGAACAGCUCUGCAAAUCCAGAAUACCCAGGCUUCUAUUCCUAUCACCAGGGAUACCUGAUGAACAUUUCCGGAAACCUUCCAAUAUGGGGCAACCAGACCUGGAACAGCCAGUCGUGGAGCAACCAGACCUGGAACAGUCAGACCUGGUGCCCCCAAGCCUGGAAUGGCCAGGCCUGGAACAGUCAGCUGCACGACUGUGGAGAGGAAUCCCCGCAGCCCCAGAUACAGUUACAGCAAAAUUCUGUCAGCGAUUUGCAGUCCAUCUUAGAAACGACUGGGGAAAGCCACAGUGUAAUACAGCAAAAGGCUAAGUAUUUUAGUGCCCAGCAAAUAAUGGAUUUAUUCCCAAACUACUCUGAACAUACAGCCUGAAGUCAUGUGACCAUCAGUGUAUUAAUCCGUCUCCAUUUGGGCGAUGGCUGUAUUACUUCUAGGAUUUGUUUGUUAGGGUCCUGUAUCUCUGCCUUGAUAUUCUGUUUUUCAUUAUGUUUAUUCUGUCCAUCAAGGGGGAACGGCAGGAGUCUCAUCAAAGAGGAUUCCGUAGCUUUGGCUGCUUUGAACAACAUGCGGAAAUACGUUUC
Messenger RNA from Acinonyx jubatus (cheetah), 1088 nucleotides. RefSeq names its product homeobox protein NANOG-like. The record is from RefSeq and is a predicted model, not a curated record. The transcript has a single exon. Gene Ontology annotation, molecular function: DNA-binding transcription factor activity, RNA polymerase II-specific; RNA polymerase II cis-regulatory region sequence-specific DNA binding. Lineage: Eukaryota; Metazoa; Chordata; Mammalia; Carnivora; Felidae. Gene Ontology annotation, biological process: regulation of transcription by RNA polymerase II. The annotation marks the transcript as partial.